AUGUUCAAGGGUCAGAAAUAUCAACCAAACACAACGUUCCAGUUUGUGAAUUAUGAACAAUCUUCAUCUGGUGUGUUCAGAGAGCCAAAAAGACAGAAACUUAACAUACCAAACACCAUGAAGUUCCAACUUGCAAAUACACCACCCAAAUCCACUUCCCCAGAUCCAAACCUAACUACAAUUUCAACAACGGUGCCUGUUAGUCACACACAUACUUUUGUCGCUGAUAAUCUUACAAAUUCCCCAAAGACAUGCCGAAAGGCCUCAUAUACAAUUUUGACAACCGACCAGAAGACAAAGUUGAUUGAAUUAAUUCAAAGAUUCAGAGUUUAUAGCUCUAAACCAAAAUUAGAUGCUUGGAACGAAGUUGUGAAGAGUUAUAAUGCACAUUAUAAUUUGGAUGAUCGCGAAGGUUUGACCAUCCAACAUGCAAGAAUCAAAUUGAACCAAAUUAUUACAACAGCUGAAAACAAAGAUCCAGAAAGUCUAAGCAAACCUGAACGGAUGGCACUUGAUUAUAAUAAAGAAAGACUGGAGUUCAAAAAUGAUGUCAACAAAGAUUUGAAAUUAGAUAAGAGAUACGAAAAUAAGAAUCCUAAAUUAACGAAAGUAUAUGAAUUGAUUUUGAAACUACAACAACAGCUGGAGAAAGCUAGAGAUUCAAACUCUGGCUCGGAUUCUGAUAAUUCUUUCAAGACAGAGUUGUGGUUAUUGCAUAAGAGGGUGUUAGAUUUGAAAACUAUUGAAGAACAAUAUCAAAUAUUGGAACAGGUUGAUUAUAGUAAAGAGGGUGCUCGCGUGAAAGUCUCUAAAGAAAUGAGAGAUGAAUUACUUGCAAAAGCUGAAGAUAUUCAACUUUCUUUGGAUAAAUUGUUAUCUGGGCUUGAAACAACAGAGAAGAAUGGUGAUGGUGAACAGAAGGAAUCACCAGAGGUAGUUAAUGAAAAUGAUGUCGUUGAUAUUGAAUUGUUAAACCAGAAAGAAUCUGAAUGA
Molecule: messenger RNA, 993 nt
Organism: Hansenula anomala
Lineage: Eukaryota; Fungi; Ascomycota; Saccharomycetes; Phaffomycetales; Wickerhamomycetaceae
Exons: 1
Coding region: 1-993 (330 amino acids)
Source: RefSeq, a predicted model, not a curated record